This is a messenger RNA of Tyto alba (common barn owl), 1767 nucleotides long. Its product is annotated as ovocalyxin-32. The transcript is spliced from 6 exons. Lineage: Eukaryota; Metazoa; Chordata; Aves; Strigiformes; Tytonidae. The coding region runs from base 90 to 905 and encodes 271 amino acids. The record is from RefSeq and is a predicted model, not a curated record. Gene Ontology annotation, molecular function: metalloendopeptidase inhibitor activity.
GGCCGGGCCCCUCCGCUAUUAGUACCGGCCCUCAGCGGAGCCCGCCUCAGUGCGGGGCCGCCUCGGUUCACCCGCCGCCUCUCAGCGCCAUGCAGGGGCUCAGCGCCGCGCCGCCCGCCGCCUGCCUCCUCCUUCUCCUCCUCCUCCUCAGCGCGCUGCUGGCGGCGGCGGCCGCCGAGCGGGAGCUGAGCCCCGGCAGCCGGCUGGCCGCGGGGGCGGCGCGGGCGGCACUGCACUACCUCAACUCCCAGGCGGCGUCCCCCGCGGCGCUGCGGGGGCUGGGGCAGGUCCGCAAGGCCACGCUGAAGAGCAUCCCAGACUCCGGUCACAAGUACUACCUGCAGUUCACUACCCAAGACUAUAAGAGCGGGGAAAAUGCCGGGAGCUGCCUUGCUACGGUGCUGUAUCCGAAGACAAAGUCCCCGCCUGUUGUCAAUAUCAAGUGCAUGCAUACCAAGGACCAGAAGCAAAUCCAUGAAGAGGACAACAGAGUUUACCAAAAACUCAAGCAUCAAACCAAACCAAUCACUGGAAACAAUAUUCCAGACAGCUACGGCAACAUUGAACCUGCCCUGGAGCCAGUGUGGGCUUUGGCCGUUGCUGGCAGCAGUUACAUGAUGUGGGAAAAGUCAACAGAGAGCCUGGGUUACUUCCUGGCACAAGUCAAGUCUGUGAAGCAGUGGAUAAGGAAAGAUGAUUUCGUUGAGUUUGACUACACUGUCCUACUCCACGAAGUUCCAACCCAGGAAAUUAUUUCAUGUCACAUGCGGCUCACUUGGCUUCCUGGUCACCCUCUGAAAGUGAAAUAUUUCUGUGCUUCGGAGAAUCAGGGGCUCGAAGAUGGGUCUGGAGUGGAAUCUGGCUCAGCUGCUGGGAUUUUACAAGAAAGGGGAGCAAAUUUUUAAGAGAGAUUGUCUGCUUUAUGUAUAAGUAUUAAAUGAGAAAAUCCUUGUGUUAAUAGACCUGGAGUUGUGGUAAUUUUUCUGUACAAGUCGAACAGUGAAUCUGAAUGCUGUCACUAGUCGGUUUUGAUUCAAAAUUAAUUCUUACCAUUUUUUACACUCACGUUCUAGAGUUCUACCUAAAAUCUUUGCUACUAUGUAUAUACACUGAUAAGCACACACAAGUUGAUUUUGUGCCACUAACUUACUGUUACUUAGAGCAACAUUGUUUGUAAACAAAGCUAAUAUAUUUGGAUAAAAAUCAUGAGAAAACUUUAUCUGUCACUAUUUGCCUGCUGAUUUUCCUUCCAUGUUUUGGGAUGGAUGGUUGGCCAAGGCAACUCUGAAAAUACGGAUGUAAGGAAAACAGGUUUUCUGGUCUCCCCACAUCCGUCGCCAGUCCCAAGCACUGCAAGCGGCACCGGGGGGGAGCCGAGGGCCUUGGCUCCUGUCCCUCCCCACCAAACCCUCCGCUGUCCCGCUGCUGGGCUCCGAGGUGGUGCCAAACCAGCUCCAGGUUGCCAUUUUUUCCCCGCCAUGAGAUUUCUGCCCCGUGAAAUGAGCCCCUUACCCUCCUCAGGAAGCCUCUGCCUUCUGGGACGGUCGCGGUCCUCGUCUCUCGUGGCAUAGGGCACGCUCGCCGAUCUGUAAGCGGUAACGAUGAUUAAGGUAUUUGCCACAAAAGGGGCCCAUUUGGGCUGGGUGAUCUGUUAACCCCCAAAUUCAGGCAUUUUACACAAGUGUAUUAGAGUCGGAGAUACUUUUACUGACUGAAGCUUUUUAUAUCGGCACAUAAUGGCAUUACAAUAAAUUCAGUGAAGCAGCA